Molecule: messenger RNA, 300 nt
Organism: Racocetra persica
Lineage: Eukaryota; Fungi; Glomeromycota; Glomeromycetes; Diversisporales; Gigasporaceae
Source: the annotation of a GenBank genome assembly
AAUUAGAAAGUUCACAAAAACAAAUUAAAGAAAUUUGUGUUAAUUCUGUUAUUCGAUUAGAAAAAAAAAUCAAAGAAAAAGAUAAAAUUAUUGAAGAACAGACUAAAAAAUUAAAUUAUCAUGCAGAUUUUUUUGGUCCAAGUUUUGCAGUUGCUGAAAUGUAUUACAAAUAUCAGAAAGAAUAUGAAAAUAUAUUUGAAAUAGUUAAUAAUUUUACAGAUGAAGUUUAUUUACUUAAUUCACUAGAUAAUAGUCUGAAUAUAUUUAAUACUAAUUUGAUUAAAUAUGAUGAAAAACCAA